Trypanosoma grayi is the source of this 1584-nucleotide messenger RNA. RefSeq lists its product as hypothetical. Bases 1 to 1584 code for a protein of 527 amino acids. Lineage: Eukaryota; Euglenozoa; Kinetoplastea; Trypanosomatida; Trypanosomatidae. The transcript has a single exon. The record is from RefSeq and is a predicted model, not a curated record.
AUGACGACCAAUAAGAGCAUGGACUUCAUGCGCAUCGGUGCGACCGAGGCGAAUUUCGAUGCGCUCUUUCCGUAUUACGGUAUGGGUGUAUUGUUUGCACCUAAUCUUCCGAGUGGCACCACGGCUUCCGACUACAUGCUGGUCCGCUCUUUCAAUGACUGCCAGUACACCCCUGCAAACUGCACUGACUCUGUUGGGUGCUACAGAAUGCUGCCACCCGCGCAUCUUCCCCCUCCUGGCGAAUACUGGCUCUGUGUGACGUCAAAUGACUGGCAUUCUCAAUACCUUCCAUGGGGUGUGGAAUCUCUUGAGGUGAAGGUACUGUUGUCCACUCCGCUGUACUUGACAGCUGGUAAAGACAGAAAUGUCGUGCUGCAGGAUGCGGAGUCUGUGGUCAGUAAACUGAGCCGUGUGUUCCUGGUGCGGUGCCCUGGCAACUACUGCCCCCUUGUGACUACUGACAGUGGGGAAGAUGUGGUGCACCGUGAUGCGUGUGUGAACACCUCCAGCUCGUCGCGUGUGUACCUGUCCGACGAACGUGUGCUGUUAGCAGCACCUGGUGUGUACGCUGUGUGUGUCGAUGAUGGUGAUGGAGAGUACACUGCUCCCGCUGCGCUCCCGGUGACGGUGCUGGAGAAACCCUUUGCCUUCAAGGUAACUGCUGACAGGGCGAGAAACACUGUUACGAUUGGUGUUAGUGGCGGUGACCUCGAGUGGCGCAGAGAGCCGUACACUGUGUGCGCUGUGUCACGGGAUGAAACGUGUGAUUCUGUGUCUGCGGGGCCUCGUUUGUGUGAGAAGAGCAGGUUCCCAAAUUCAUUUUCUGUGUCUAUGGAUCUCACCAGCAGGGGAAUGCUUGUUGAGGAUGUGAAGUUCUGCUUCAUCGCAGCCAACGUGACAAUCGGAGGACGCACCUACACGCAUAUGCAGAGUGUGCCAGAGGACGUGUGGGAGGAUGUGCCGGAGGACGAUGUUGAGUCGACCACAGGAUUGUCUGGUGGAGUCAUCGCCGGGAUUGUCAUUGCCUGCAUCGUUGUAUUAAGUGCUCUGGUUGUCGCUGUGAUGUAUGUGCUGCAUCAGCGAAGGAGAAAAAGAAGGGAGUCACUGGACUCUGGCACACCACCCUCGCCGACAGUGCCACACUCUGUGCCGAGGGAAUCAAAUCCCCUGACAACUGUUUCGGCCGACACUUCCCCACCCACGCCUGUUCCACCCCAAGACGAUGGUGCUGUCCAGGUGCCUGUUGCUGAGCAGCCCAGCAACGCAGUGGAGCGGCACAUGGACCCCACAAAUAUGCAAGAGGUGGUGGACGGGAAUUUAGCUCCUUCUGAGGAAACACACGAAGGCGGUAUGACAAAUACAGUAGGAAAUGUUACUUCUUCUGGUAACAACGUAAGCCACAACAUUGUGGCGUACCCGUCGACGCUUUAUAAUAUGUCGCCAGCGGAGUUUAAUGAAGUUUUGGUGAGGAGCGUGCAGGGAUACGUGGAAAAUCUUUACGCCACGUUGAUGAAUGGUGCGCAGCAUGGGGCCGCUCCACAAACAACACGUGUUCCUCCUGAGCGCAGUGCAAACGAGGAAUAA